CCCACCCUUGCUGGAGGCGGCUGGGCUUCGGGGGGCCCCGACCCUGGCUUCUGCGCCUUGAUUUGCCCAGGGGAGUGUGUACAGUCAGACAGGAGCAGUAGCUGAAAACGCAAUUCUAUGGUUUUGCUCCAAGGAUGUUCCCCCAAAACCGGCCCCCGGCUCAUCUACAGGCGACACCGGUUGCCACCGCUGCCACCGCUGUUGCUGCCGCCGCCGCUGCCGCCAGUGUCGUUUCGACCACCCCCCAGUCCUUGAAGCUGACGUACCCAGAGAUCUUGGACCGGAUCAAAGAGGAAUUUCAGUUCUUGCAAAACCAGUACCACAGCUUGAAACUCGAGUGUGAGAAACUGGCGACGGAAAAGACGGAGAUCCAGCGUCAUUAUGUCAUGUACUAUGAAAUGUCCUACGGGUUGAACAUUGAAAUGCACAAACAGACGGAGAUUGCCAAGCGGCUCAAUGUCAUUUGCGCUCAGCUCAUCCCGUUCCUGUCCCAGGAGCAUCAGCAGCAGGUGGUCCAGGCGGUGGAACGUGCCAAGCAGGUGACUAUGGCAGAACUGAACGUGGCGAUUGGGCAUCAGCUGCAGGCCCAGCACCUCUCGCACCACGCGCCCCCCAUCCCGCUGACCCCACACCCCUCCAGCAUGCAGUCGGCCAGCUUGGCCACCAUUGGCGGAGCAUCCGGGCUGUUGACCCUGUCCGGAGCACUGGGCGCCCAGGCUCAGUUUAUCGCCAAGGAUGACAGGGGGCUGCUUGACUCAGAUCACAGAGACAGAGACCCAGGUCCCAGCUCUUUAGUGCUAUCAAAUGGAGAAAGGAUGCGGGCCAUUUCGGACUACUUGAACAGUAGCAAAAAGAGGAAAGCAGAAGACAAAGAAUACGGCACAGACUACGGGAGCGACGGAGACAAGAGUGAGGACAACCUGGUGGUUGAUGAGGAUCCCUCUUCCCCUCACAGUGUCCACUCCUUCUCAUCUCGGGAGAACGGGGUCGAUAAAGUCCCCCUGCAGAGGAAAGAGGCGGUUCAGCUUAGCCCCACAUCUAUGGCUUCCUCCAGCAGCGCCUCCCCGACCCGGACCGCCAAGGAUGUGGCCACGGUUGAGAAAGCGGUCACCCCCGGCUUGAAGUCCAGCACCCCGACUUCGCAAGGCGAAGGCACAGCGCCAGGCUCGUCCAGCAGCAGCAGCAGCAACACGCCGCAUUUCCGUCCAGGGGUUGCAAAGCAGACGGUGGAGUCGCUUGGCUUGAGCCUACGCAAUCCGCUCACCGUCCAGAGCUCCUACCAGGCCGCCUUCAACAUGGCCCACGCGUCCGUCAACGGCGACAUGGCAGGUGCCGGGGCCUACGCCGGGCUGCACCUCGUGACCCCACAGCUCAAUGGGGCAGCUGUCGUUGGGGCGGCUGGUUAUGGCCGCUCCCCUCUGGUUGCAUAUGAUCCUCACUCACACUUGCGUGUCCCAGGACUCCCUACGGGGAUGCAGACGGGUGUACCUUCAGCCAAACCGGCGUAUUCCUUCCACGUGAGCGCCGAUGGGCAAAUGCAGCCGGUCCCCUUCCCGCCCGACGCCCUGAUUGGCUCCGGCAUCCCCCGGCACGCACGCCUGCUCCACACGCUGUCCCACGGUGAGGUGGUCUGCGCCGUCACCAUCAGCAACUCCACCCAGCACGUCUACACGGGAGGGAAAGGCUGUGUGAAGGUGUGGGACGUGGGGCAGCCGGGCGCCAAGACCCCCGUGGCUCAACUGGAUUGCCUGAACCGGGACAACUACAUCCGGUCCUGCAAGCUCCUUCCGGACGGCCGCAGCCUCAUCGUCGGUGGGGAGGCCAGCACCCUCUCCAUCUGGGACCUGGCGGCUCCCACCCCCCGGAUCAAGGCAGAGCUGACCUCUUCGGCCCCCGCCUGCUACGCCCUGGCCAUCAGCCCCGACGCCAAGGUCUGCUUCUCCUGCUGCAGCGAUGGAAACAUUGUGGUGUGGGACCUGCAGAACCAGACGCUUGUGAGGCAAUUCCAGGGUCACACGGACGGCGCCAGUUGCAUCGACAUCUCGAAUGACGGCACUAAGCUGUGGACGGGGGGCUUGGACAACACUGUGCGGUCCUGGGACCUGCGGGAAGGCCGGCAGCUUCAGCAGCACGACUUCAGCUCGCAGAUCUUCUCCCUGGGCUACUGCCCCACCGGCGAAUGGCUGGCAGUUGGGAUGGAGAGCAGCAACGUGGAGAUCCUGCACGUCUUGAAGCCCGAGAAGUACCAGCUCCACCUUCACGAGAGCUGCGUCCUCUCCCUCAAGUUUGCCUCCUGCGGGAAAUGGUUCGUGAGUACUGGGAAGGACAAUUUGUUGAAUGCCUGGAGGACGCCCUAUGGAGCGAGUAUAUUCCAGUCUAAGGAGUCGUCCUCCGUCCUCAGCUGUGACGUCUCCACGGAUGACCAAUUCAUCGUCACUGGCUCCGGGGACAAGAAGGCAUCUGUUUACGAGGUCAUGUACUGAGGCAAAUCGGCGCCCUUGUCAAAACCGAAUCUGGGAGAAGGAGCCAAACGAGUCGUCCGUCCGUCCCCCCUCCCAGCUUUUUCCAGCCAAAGAAUACACUUACAGAAACUUAGCCUUCGGUGAAGAGGGUGCAGGGUGACCACCUUCAACUGCCGCUGAGCACCCUGCUUUUGCAAACGAGGGGAUAGAAAUGAUCACUAAUUUCAGAAAGAAAGAAAAAAGACUCUGGCAGCUG
This is a messenger RNA of Elgaria multicarinata webbii, 2718 nucleotides long. Its product is annotated as transducin-like enhancer protein 1. Gene Ontology annotation, molecular function: protein binding; transcription corepressor activity. Gene Ontology annotation, biological process: negative regulation of canonical Wnt signaling pathway; regulation of DNA-templated transcription. NCBI's taxonomy places the organism in Eukaryota, Metazoa, Chordata, Lepidosauria, Squamata, Anguidae. The transcript has 21 exons. Gene Ontology annotation, cellular component: transcription regulator complex; nucleus. The record is from RefSeq and is a predicted model, not a curated record. Bases 135 to 2483 code for a protein of 782 amino acids.